AUGGAUUUCACCAAGCUGAGGGCGGCUGCCCUGAAGGAUGGAGACGACGAAGAGGCCGUCACGGUUAAUACACGCGCCCUGAUCGACAAGGUGCUUGCCAGAUAUUCCGGAGAAUGGACAACUCUACGAGAGCUACUCCAAAAUGCAGCAGAUGCCCAAGCGACCAGAGUGGCCAUCAAGUUCGAGACCUUGCCCUCCGCGAAUGUUCCUCUGUCGAAUACGACAAACCAGUCUGAUAUCCUGAAACACGUCCUGCUAAAUCACACAUUACGAAGACUGCUGGUCACGAACAAUGGACAGGCGUUUGGGGCCAAUGACUGGGCGAGGCUGAAGAGGAUUGCGGAGGGAAAUCCCGACGAAACCAAGAUUGGAGCUUUUGGGGUGGGGUUCUACAGUGUCUUCGCAGAUUGUGAGGAGCCCUUUGUCAGUUCGGGAAAUGAAGCCAUGGCAUUUUACUGGAAGGGCAACUCGCUGUUUACCAGGCGACUGCAGCUCCCAGCUGAACAAGGGAAUCCGGAUACUAGCUUCGUUCUAGAUUAUCGAAACAAUACAACCCCUAUGCCGAAUCUCCUUUCUAUAGCCCAGUUCUUGGCAACAAGUUUGACGUUCGUGGCUUUGGAAAAUAUCGAGCUUUACGUGGACGACUGGAAGAUCAUAUCCUUGAAGAAGAAGGCUUCGCCCAGUAUCCCUGUGCCUAUUGCUAGAGAUGUUGAGACGACGACCAAAGAGGGCCUGAUGAAGGUCACCAGUAUGGAUCGAGAGAGUGUACAAAUGGAUGCAAUAUUCAUGAAUGUUGUUGGAUGGAAACCUGUAAUGCCAGCAUUACCCAAGGGGACCAGUUACGACAGUCCCUAUGGGAACAACGACAUGCCUUCUCUACGUUCUUUCUUCAGCAGGCUCACAUCAAGCACAAGCCAUGCUCAACUGAAGACAAAAGCAAUGCGGGAUGAAAAGGCCUUGCAGGAUAUUGUUUCGGAAACUCUCACUGACCUCACGACGGCAAACGUCUUCCUCCGAGUAAUGACUGCUGUUGUCAAAACCUCAGUUAGUUCCUCAUUUGCAAGCGAACUGGAACGAGCGACCAAGAAGCCACCUCCCAAAACCACAAAGCUUGCAAUCCUCACAUCUUCCUAUGAUGAGCAGGCUGCAUCUUCUAAAGAUGACAAUGUGGCAGAGCUGGUAGAUGUGUUCGCAUCUGUUCUUCCAGCCAAGAAGCCUGGCGGUCGUAUUUUUAUCGGGUUUCCAACGCAUCAGACCACUGGCGCAGGCAUGCACUUAUCGGCUCCCUCCGUCAUUCCAACCGUUGAGCGAGAGUCGAUCGAUUUGAAUGCGAGAUGGGUCGUAACCUGGAAUCGGGAGAUGCUCCGAGUUGCUGGUAUUAUGGCUAGACUUGCUUUCUCGAACGAGAUGGCAGAUCUUUCCUUCAAGAUAAAGCGUGCCACAGAAGCAGCUGGGCAUGGAACCAAAGUCUCAAAGACUGAGAUUGCCCAGUUUAUGCCUGAAGCCCUUCAUACGCUCAAAACAUUUACUUUCGGGGAGUCAACGCCGAGUUCACAAGUAUCGCAAAUCAUCGAGGAAGCUUUUUGGACAGCUUACAAGAAACCUUCUAUUGAGAUCUUCAGCACCCGGGGGAUUUUGCCUACAACAAAGGUGCGUUUAGCUACAGAAGAUCUCAGUGGUUUUGUCGAGGGCAUUCCCGUAGUUCCAGAUGCUUUAGUGGGCGGGCCAUUCGUCACCAAGCUCAGAGACUUUGGUCUCGUCACAGAAAUUACCAUAGACGAUGUCAAGCAAGAGCUGGGAGCGAAAGCUUUAACGAAAGAGCAACUGGUGCAAUUUAUCACAUGGGCGGGUCGCAAAGCCGCAACAGGCGAUAUCAGCGGGCAGACAAUCCACUCUCUUCUGGAUGUUGCGGUUGCGAUGACUGGAGAUGUCGACGAACAAGGUGAUGUUAUUGCUUUGGGCAGCAUUAAGAAUUAUCUCAGUGUCAACAAGAUCCCGGCAGAAGUUCCUAUUCCACCAAGCACCAUUCCAUUCCACUUUACCAAAGCGUCCCCUAUACAUGAGUUGCAAGCUCUAGGAUGGGAACCUCUUGAGAUCGUACCCUGGCUACGAUUCCUCAUUGAAACCAACGCCUCUAGGUCCGCCGAUCAGAGCCUCACUAGCUCCGUACGAUUUGCUGCCCAAAUCCUCUUAAUAUUAUCGAAAGCAUGGGACGGAUUGAGUGUAAGUUCCAAGGAGACAGUUGUGUCGGUUCUGAAACCCAUGACAAUUGUGCCGACGAAGUUCGGUAUGAAGAAACCAGGGGAGGCUUUCUUCGCAAGCGUCAAGCUUUUUGAUGAUCUACCAAUUGUCACUUCAUGUCCAGGCGUGAAAGAAAAGUUCUUUGCCGCCAUUGGUGUCCGAAAGACUGUUGAUCUGGAAACGAUCUUCAGCCGCUUGCUUACACCGAUUGGGGAGUCUGAACAGGGUCAGCAAACGAAUAAGACUCGGCAUAUGGAGUUGAUUAAGUAUCUCGCAUCUGUACGGGAGGACAUUCCACCUGAUGAUCUGAAGAGGUUGCGGGAGACUCCCAUUUGUCCCGCCGAAGCUGGUCCUAAAGGUCUUGAGCCUACCCAAGGGACUUCCAGACUGUACAAGAUAUCGGAACUCUUUGAGCCAAAGGAUGCCCUGCGAGAAUUACGAUUACCGAUACUGCAGUGGCCGGGGCCACCAGGGAGUUACCGGCAAGGCAGUGUGGAAGGUCGAUUUCUGUCUACUCUGGGCAUCAGGGCAUUUCCUUCUGUCUCUGAGUUGAUUGGCAUGAUGGAUUCUGAUGAUCCUGUGCUCAGAGUCAAGUCUAUGAAUUACUUCAUUUCAAAUCAUCAUAUCAACCGCUAUGCAAACUUCGACAUCAGCUCCUCGGAAAGACGAUUCUUACCAUUGCAGGGUGAUCCGGCCCGCCUUGUCAGUCCAGCAGAAUGUUUUACAAACGAGCGAUGUGCUGUUCUCGGCUUCAAUAUACUGAUCAGAGAACUACAUGUCCAUGCAAAUAAAUUUGGAGUUGCUAUGGACCCUCCAAUUACUGAGUGCGUCAAUAGACUCAUCGCAAAGCCACCCCAAACCAAGCGUGAAGGAUCAACACUUUUCGGUUAUUUUUCUAGCCGUCUUGGUGAGAUUGGCCAGAACAAUGUUGCAAAGAUAGCCGACUCUCGCAUUGUACCGGUUACUUCGCGGCAAUCAGCACCAAAUGGUUUUCCGAGUGAGAAGAUCGGAAAGCAAUCCGACAUACAGCACUUGGCGCCGAGACAGUGCUAUCUGGGUAGCUCGUCAUCUACUUAUGGCGAAAUAUUUGAUUUUGUUGAUUUCGGAAAUGAUGCCAAUACUUUCCUCCUGAAGUGUGGCUCGAAGCAUGAACCCACCAAGCUUGAGUUAGCGGGCAUUGUAUCUAGGGAGCCAGCGCGUUUACUCGGUAUCAUGAAAAGUCCCGAAAAAUACAUGGGUCUCCUGAGGUCGCUGGCCGAUGACCUCCCGCAACUGAAACGAGAUAAGCUUUUGUUCAAACAGUUGAGGCAAUCGAAGUUCCUCAUUGGGUCAAAAGAAAUCCCCGGAACUAAAGAAAAUCAGGAGCAGAACGGUUCUGAAGAUGACGACUUGGACCUUGAUGAUGGGGAAGAUGCUCCCAUGAAACAGUGGCAAUUAGCAUUACCGAGUCAAAUCGUAGUUAUCGAUGAUUAUAUUAGCUAUCGAUUAUUCAAAGGGUCGUUAAUAUGCGCUCCUGAAGACGACAAACUUGAAGAAUUUUAUCUUGCACUGGGUGCGUCUACUCUUCAUAGUCUUGUUGAAGAAGACCUCCGUCUCGGUCAAACCUACGAAAAGCAGGCAUCCGCUAUUAAGCUUCGUAGCCACGUCCUCGAGCGCUCAAAACUCUUCUUGCAUGAAAUUGACCAGAAGGAGAUCAAGCAUGACAGCCGCUGGCUCGACAAGAAUCUCAGUGUUCAAGUUGUUAGCUCCAUUCAGUUGAGGAGAUCGCUUCGUGGCCAUAAUUUGUCCCAUACGGAGAAACGUUCCGCAGCUUGCACACACGAACGACAUCAGAGCUAUACUUUACUUGUAACACCAGGCAAUCAUGAUGUAUUCCAGAUAAGUCAAGCGAUUUGUAAGAUCCUUCUGGACCGUCCAAGUCAGCAAGCAUGCAUGUCAUUCGAGACUUUUCUGAAGCUGAACUUGUAUGAGUUACGAUCUCGUGGUUACAAUGUCGAACGAAUCUUGAGAGCCAAAGCUGCUGAGCAGAGGAUCGCGGAAGAAGAACGUCGGAAGCAACUGGAGACAGAGCAACAAGCGCUUAAGGACCAGCAAGAGCAAUGGUCCCAAGAAAAUGAACUCGCAUUGACCAAUACUACUAAAGAGUCCCGCCGCAAGUCCAAGAUGCCUUCUAUGCCUGGUUCAUUUGGGUCGGAUUCUCCUGAAAAUUCUCCGGCCCCGAAAUCGCCUCCUAAACAGAAAUCACGUGGCAUGUUCGCAGGUCUCAGUCGUCGUUUAGGCCUCGACAAUAGCGGAGAAGCUCAUGAUCAACUCCAAAACCUCCUCGGCGGUAGCGGUCCUUCCUCUUCCCACGAUCACGAGCACGAGCACGAGCAGCAGACAGACAACCCACCCACCUACGAGCAAGCCAACAAGUCCUCCGGCGGGAAGUCCGCAACAGAAAAAGUCUCUUCUCCCGCCGCCGUACAGCAGAACCUCCUAAACGCAAUCCAAUCUUCCCGCGCCCACGACUCCUCGACGCUCUUCUCGCCCCCCUCGAAGCAAGUAAUCAAAGAACAGGCCUCCUACUGCGACGAAACCCCGUCCCAAAACAUAACCUUUCUCACAGACGCCUCCAACGGCACCCGAAUCUUCGUCUCCAAGACCCUCUCCGUCUCCCACACGGAAUUCAUCUCCUCACACUCUUCAUCCCUCAACAGCUUCGCUUCCCUGCUCCACGAAGUCGCAGACGUGUAUACGCUGCCGCGCAAAGCUGUUCAUAUCUUCUACGACGAAAGCGGUGGCACGAUUGCGUUUAAUGCGAGUGGGAGUAUUUUCUUUAACUUUAGGUUUUGGUUGCAGCUGCAUGAUGGGAAGGAUCGCGUGGCGGGUGCGGCGUAUUGGUGGAUUGUUUGCGCGCAUGAGUUGGCGCAUAAUUUGGUGAAGGAACACUCGGCGGAUCAUAGUUUUUAUACUGAGAUGUUGGUAGCGAAUUACUUUCCCAAGAUGAUGAGUAAAGCUGCUUCUUUUCCGCAGAAACAUACACGUGCGCCAUCGGCAGCGAAAGAGCAGAGGAGUUUAAUGGAUUGA
Lachnellula hyalina is the source of this 5310-nucleotide messenger RNA. RefSeq lists its product as uncharacterized. The record is from RefSeq and is a predicted model, not a curated record. The transcript has 3 exons. Bases 1 to 5310 code for a protein of 1769 amino acids. NCBI's taxonomy places the organism in Eukaryota, Fungi, Ascomycota, Leotiomycetes, Helotiales, Lachnaceae.